Messenger RNA from Pieris macdunnoughi, 1056 nucleotides. Lineage: Eukaryota; Metazoa; Arthropoda; Insecta; Lepidoptera; Pieridae. The record is from the annotation of a GenBank genome assembly.
AUGUUACGACUAUAUGCGUCGGAUUCAAUCGCUAGCAGUGAAUCACCGGUGCCACUUGAAGCUGAAGACCAGUGGAAUCUGUACAAGACGAUGUUUGGGCACUCUUUUAAUAAAAGAAGCAGUGAUAUUGACAACAGUUUUGUAACAAGUAAUCACGAGGUAACGUCUAAUACGGAAGCAAAAUCCUCACUGUCGUCUGCUAUGCCAAAUGAAAAAACUAUACGAUGUAUGGAUUCAGAGCUAUGUGCUGAAGAGUUUUCUCAUAUACCGUCAGGCAGAGUUGGAAGAAAGCGUCACCGUCGCCGUGAUGAGUGGAAAGACGUAAAAAGAAAAUGUUUAAAAAAUUUAGGGAAAGCCUAUUUAAGCAGAAAUGGAGUUCAAAGAGAUGGAAAGAUUUUGAAACAACCAUGUCCGACUACUUGCCGACUUAAAUGCUUUACAAAAUUUAAUGCACAAGAACGGGAGCGUAUAUUUUGUUCUUUUUGGCAAAUUGGAGAUCACUGUCGGCAAUGGGAUUACAUCGUCAAUCAUACCGAAGUAGGCGACACUAAGUAUCCUUCUACUUCUAGACGUAAGAAAUCCAUUAAGUAUUGCUUGCCUCUUAUUGAACCAAACUCUGACAUACCUAUUAGAGUGUUUGUCUGCAAAACGAUGUUCCUAAACACACUUUCUGUAGGGGAGAGAACUGUUCAAACAGCAUUGGCAAAAUGGAGUUCAGGUGGUGGGUCUGUUUCUCCUGAUCGGCGUGGUGGUACCAGAACUGUUGUCAUUGACGACGAAAUGAAACAGAGUGUUUUAAGGCAUGUCAAAACGUUCCAGCCUAUUGAAUCUCAUUAUGUGCGUAAGGACACUACUAAAAUUUACUUAGAGAGUGACCUAACAUUUACAAAAAUGUUUUCAUUAUACAAUGAGUGGUGUACGAUUGAAAAUAUAACUAAAAAAGCAAUGACAGUAAGACAGUAUCGAGAUAUCAUAAAUCAAAAUUUGAAUAUAUCAUUUCACAAACCGAAAAAAGACAUCUGCAAUGAGUGCCAUAUAUGGGCCUUUCUUUACUAA